CACUAUUAAAGUCACUUUGAUCUUAUACCUCGUCAUGGCUUUGGGGUUCAUCUUGGAGGCCAUCUCCUUCUUCUUGUUCCAAUUGUAUUCCAAAUCAUUUGCUGAGCUGAUAACAGCCCUUCCAGGACAACCUGCCAAUGUUUCUUUCAAGCAGUACUCUGGUUACAUUGCGACAGAUGAUCAACAUGGUCGAGCCCUGUUCUAUUACUUUGUUGAAGCUGAAACAGCCCACCCACUUUCGCGUCCCUUAACUCUGUGGCUCAAUGGAGGCCCUGGUUGUUCUUCACUUGGUUUUGGUGCAUUCAUGGAAAAUGGCCCUUUCCAACCAGGAGAGAAUGGGAUUCUUGUCAAGAACAAACAUUCAUGGAAUAUAGAAUCAAACAUGUUGUAUGUGGAGUCACCAAUUGGGGUUGGAUUUUCAUACUCAAAUACAAGCUCAAAUUACUUUUGGAAUGAUACCAGGACAGCUGAAGACAAUUUGAGGUUUAUUGUUAACUGGUUCGAAGAAUUCCCAUACUACAAAGACUCAGAAUUGUUUCUAACUGGUGAAAGUUAUGCAGGUCACUACAUUCCACAGCUUGCAGCCUUGUUAGUAGAGUACAACAAGAGGCCUAACAUCAGACCCAUAAAGCUCAAAGCCAUUGCUCUUGGGAAUCCACUCCUAGACUUGGACAUUAGUGUGCUUGCUGGUGAUUACUUAUGGUCACAUGGUGCCAUAUCAGAUGACACAUUACUGUUGGAGAAGACGGUCUGUAAUGACUCCAAGUAUCUAAGGGAGUACUAUCAUGGUCAAUUGUCUAAGGAAUGCAAAGAUGUGUUCAACAGAGUGUUAGACGAAAUAAGCGGUGAUGUUGAGAAGGGCGACCUCCUCAUGCCUAAAUGCUUGUCAUCAAAUUCUGCUCAGCAAUUUAGACUGAAAGGCCUGCAAGGGAAGAUCUACGCAGAGAUUGAUAGGAGGACCAGAGGAACAAUACCUGAUCCAUGCCUUCCUGAUAGGAUACUUACCUAUCUAAACAACCCUCAAGUUCAAAAAGCACUCCAUGCCAAUACAACUCACCUUCCAUACUAUUGGGACUUCUGUUCAGGGCCUCUGGUGUAUCAAGUAGAUAAUUUGGACAUGGACCUUCUACCCCUCAUUGCAUACCUACUUGAACAGGACAUUCGCAUAUUACUUUACAGUGGUGACCAGGAUGCAAAAGUCCCUCUCACUCAAACCAGGUUAAUCACGAAUAAUCUGGCUAAGGACCUGAAGCUAGUCCCUUUCACAAAAUAUGGCACUUGGUAUGAUAAGGAGCAGGUUGGAGGAUGGUCACAAUCAUUUGGUAGACUAAGAGAAGGGAUGAAUUUGACAUUGCUUACGUUCGCAACUGUUCGAGGAGCAGCUCAUGAGGUCCCCUUCACAUCCCCUUCCCAAGCACUCACUUUGUUCAAGUCAUUCCUCAGUGGCUCCCCACCUCCUAGGCUCCAUGAAUGAUUUCUAGCUACUUGUUCUAAUUCAUCCUUCAUAGGACAAGGACCUCCUACACUUUGAAAAAAGGUCAUGUAUGACAAAAUGAUCAAUUCAUUCCAAUGUCACUUAAGACCUGUACUGUAAUAGAUUUUCAAGCUCCUUGAAUAAUUAAGCUUCCCUUUCGGCAUUUUGUUGAA
Molecule: messenger RNA, 1647 nt
Organism: Vitis riparia (riverbank grape)
Lineage: Eukaryota; Viridiplantae; Streptophyta; Magnoliopsida; Vitales; Vitaceae
Product: serine carboxypeptidase-like 45
Exons: 10
Coding region: 35-1474 (479 amino acids)
Biological process (GO): proteolysis
Cellular component (GO): vacuole
Molecular function (GO): serine-type carboxypeptidase activity
Source: RefSeq, a predicted model, not a curated record